Molecule: messenger RNA, 914 nt
Organism: Cuscuta epithymum
Lineage: Eukaryota; Viridiplantae; Streptophyta; Magnoliopsida; Solanales; Convolvulaceae
Source: the annotation of a GenBank genome assembly
UAUCAAUAUUUUGCUUAAACAUAUGGCAUGCCUCAUUAUGGCUCAUUUAUCUACGGUCCUUGUGAUGGAAUAUAUUAUUUGUACCACAAUUACUUUGGUUGUCGGGCUUUGUGGAAUCCAGCUAUCAAUGAACUGAAGGUCUUGCCAGAAAUAGUUUCCAAGUAUUCCAUAGUUAGAGGCUAUCAGUAUGAAGUUUAUGGUUUUGGGCUGGAUCCUGCUACAAACGACGAUUAUAAGGUGGUUGUUAUCAAAGAGCGGCGUUGUCUGGCUACCAAUGAUGAUGAUGAAAGUGAUUACACGAGGCAACCCCAAUAUGUCCUGGUCUACUCCUUAAGGACAGAUUCUUGGAAAUACUGUGGAGAUCUUACUAAAUAUUACUGUUUGGAAAUGAAUAGAUGCUACAUUUAUGUGAAUGGAUGUUGCUAUUUGUACGGAGCGAACCAAUGUUUUUCAGAUGAAGUGAUCAUAUCUUUUGACAUGGCUAACUAUGCACAACCCAGUUCAAAUUGUCUAGGUGUGUGAUGAUUCUCUUGCCUUUUUGUCUCUUCAUGAGAAUGAGAAGUUUUGUGAUGUUUGGACAUGGGAUGAGGGGUUCUAUUGGACCAAAAAGUUAAGUGUGGGACCUUUCUUUGAUUGUUAUCAACCUCUUGGCAUAUGGAAGGGCAACAGGCUAAUACUCAAAAAAUCGGGUAAGGUAGUUGUAUUUGAUCUCGAGUCAGAAGAAGCAAGUGAGCGUGAGUUCCCAUGCCCUAUGUUUUGUGAAGGUUUUUUCGAGUACAUGGAAAGUCUGGUUUCAUUCAAUAAAACAAAAAAAAAAUUAGUCAUUAAUUCAUUAAUCGUUCUUUUCAAUCAUGACUCCCUUGCUAUUGCUUGUACGUGUUUUCUUUGUGGAUCGGAACAGAAGAUAAAUUAAG